Lepus europaeus (European hare) is the source of this 981-nucleotide messenger RNA. It is a transcript of the gene AQP4, whose product is annotated as aquaporin 4. Bases 10 to 981 code for a protein of 323 amino acids. Gene Ontology annotation, molecular function: water channel activity. The transcript is spliced from 5 exons. Gene Ontology annotation, biological process: transmembrane transport. The record is from RefSeq and is a predicted model, not a curated record. NCBI's taxonomy places the organism in Eukaryota, Metazoa, Chordata, Mammalia, Lagomorpha, Leporidae. Gene Ontology annotation, cellular component: plasma membrane; basolateral plasma membrane.
AGGGAAGGCAUGAGUGACAGACCCGCAGCAAGGCGGUGGGGUAAGUGCGGACCGUUGUGUAGAAGAGAGGACAUCAUGGUGGCUUUCAAAGGAGUCUGGACUCAAGCUUUCUGGAAAGCAGUCACAGCAGAAUUUCUGGCCAUGCUUAUUUUUGUUCUCCUCGGCCUGGGAUCCACCAUCAACUGGGGUGGAACAGAAAAGCCCCUACCAGUGGACAUGGUUCUCAUCUCCCUUUGCUUCGGACUCAGCAUUGCCACCAUGGUGCAGUGCUUUGGCCACAUCAGCGGCGGUCACAUCAACCCUGCUGUCACUGUGGCCAUGGUGUGCACCAGGAAGAUCAGCAUCGCCAAGUCUGUCUUCUACAUCGCAGCCCAGUGCCUGGGGGCCAUCAUCGGAGCCGGGAUUCUCUACCUGGUCACACCACCCGGCGUGGUGGGAGGCCUGGGAGUCACCACGGUUCAUGGAAAUCUUAGUGCUGGCCAUGGUCUCCUGGUGGAGUUGAUAAUCACAUUUCAGUUGGUGUUCACUAUUUUUGCCAGCUGUGAUUCCAAACGGACUGAUGUCACUGGUUCAAUAGCUCUAGCAAUUGGAAUUUCUGUUGCAAUUGGACAUUUAUUUGCAAUCAAUUAUACUGGUGCCAGCAUGAAUCCUGCUCGAUCCUUUGGACCUGCUGUUAUCAUGGGAAAUUGGGAAAACCAUUGGAUAUAUUGGGUUGGACCAAUAAUAGGCGCUGUCCUGGCCGGUGGCCUUUAUGAGUACGUCUUCUGUCCAGAUGUUGAACUCAAGCGUCGUUUUAAAGAAGCCUUCAGCAAAGCUGCCCAGCAAACAAAAGGGAGCUACAUGGAGGUGGAGGACAACAGGAGUCAGGUGGAGACUGAAGACCUGAUUCUAAAACCGGGAGUGAUGCAUGUGAUUGACAUUGACCGAGGAGAGGAGAAGAAGGGGAAAGACCCAUCUGGGGAGGUGUUGUCUUCCGUAUGA